Messenger RNA from Sphenostylis stenocarpa, 867 nucleotides. Lineage: Eukaryota; Viridiplantae; Streptophyta; Magnoliopsida; Fabales; Fabaceae. The record is from the annotation of a GenBank genome assembly.
AUGGAGGUGGAAGUGGUGGGUGAAGAUGGUUCCAAAUUCGCACUGGUAAAUGAUGAGAAAACUGUGUUUGGACGGGGUUGUGGAUUCAGCACCUGCGACCGUACAGUUUCUCGUCGCCACGUGUCCUUUCAACUCCACCACUCAGAUGCGGAGGUUGCUGAUGACAAUGCUAGGGUUAGGUUCGAAGUGACGGGGAAGAACCCCUUUUGGGUGUACGACGGAAAAGAGCUUCGGUUUUUCAGGAAGUUCGAGAAGGGUCACUUGCAACCUGGAGACCGUUUCUGCUUCUCUCCCAACACACCCUUCUGGUACUCCUUCACUCUCAGCAACAAGCAACCUCAGCUUAACCUUGACGAAAUUCACAUUUCGGAAAUUGAUCCCGUUAAAGAGUUUGGUUUUCUUGUGAUGGGGCACGAGUUUGAUAACUAUCCCAAGGGGGUGAUCCGGAAUGCAAAGAAUUGGGAGUGGUUCCUCGAGGAACCUAGAAAGGAUAGUGAGGAUGAGGAAGAUAGUGAGAAGGAGAGGAGGAAAAUGAGGGGAAAGAGAAAAAUGGGUAAGGGCAAUGAAGAUGAUGAGUGGACUGGUGAAAGUGAAGAUGAUAAGAAAACUGUUGUCAAUAUGCGCAAAGGGAAGCCGCCCAGAUACUCCACAAGGUCAAAAGAUAGUAAAGGAGGUACCAAAGAUACCAAAGCUAGUCAAAAUUCUAAAGCUAAGAAAACAGCUUGUGUUGAUGAAACUGUUGAAGAAGAUGAUGAUGAGACACUAGGAGGCUUCAUUGUUGCUGAGAAAGAUGAUGAUGGUGAUGAUAAGGAGGAAGAUAGUGAUGAAGAAGAGGAAGAUUUUGAAGAUGAUGACCUGGAUGAUUAA